AUGACGUCUCCCUCACCUCGAAAAGUCGUAGACGGCAAGCCAAUUUACGCGACACGCCAGUUUGGAUUACCGAAAGAGUAUGGUUGUGUUGUCCUGGGAGAUUUCGGCUCUGCAGUCCGUGGUGACAAGCCUCAGAUCCAUGACGCGCAAUCAGAUGUCUACCGAUGUCCAGAGGUUAUGUUGAAGACUGAAUGGGGUUAUCCAGCUGAUAUCUGGAACGUUGGGGCGAUGAUAUGGGACCUAUAUGAGGAUAAACACCUCUUCUACGGCAUCGAUCCAACCGAAAAGCAAUACCUGACCAGAGCUCAUCUGGCGGAAUUAGUCGCGAUACUCGGUCCACCGCCGAUAGAUAUGCCAGAAAGAGGAGCGCGGAGUAAAGAAUUCUUCGAUGGUGAAGGUGAGAAUGCGCUCCCAAGGUACAGUGUAAAGCUAACCGAAGUUCUAUCAGGGAAUUGGAUAGCCGAGAUAAAAAUGCCGCAAGGCUUGACGUUAGAGACGUCAGAAGAGAAUCUACAUGGAGAGAAGAAAGAGGAGUUCUUGCGAUUUGUGAGGUGCAUGUUGCAAUGGAGGCCUGAAGAUCGGUUGACUGCGAAGGAGUUGCUUAAGCAUCCUUGGGUGAGAGGAAACCUGUGA
Molecule: messenger RNA, 633 nt
Organism: Alternaria arborescens
Lineage: Eukaryota; Fungi; Ascomycota; Dothideomycetes; Pleosporales; Pleosporaceae
Exons: 2
Coding region: 1-633 (210 amino acids)
Biological process (GO): protein phosphorylation
Molecular function (GO): protein kinase activity; ATP binding
Source: RefSeq, a predicted model, not a curated record